This is a messenger RNA of Orycteropus afer afer, 951 nucleotides long. RefSeq names its product olfactory receptor 6K3-like. Gene Ontology annotation, cellular component: membrane. The transcript has a single exon. Bases 1 to 951 code for a protein of 316 amino acids. Gene Ontology annotation, biological process: G protein-coupled receptor signaling pathway. Gene Ontology annotation, molecular function: G protein-coupled receptor activity; olfactory receptor activity. The record is from RefSeq and is a predicted model, not a curated record. Lineage: Eukaryota; Metazoa; Chordata; Mammalia; Tubulidentata; Orycteropodidae.
AUGGUAAGAAGAAAUCAAACUACUACAGUGAUAGAAUUUCUCUUCUCUGGAUUCCCUCAGUUUGAAGAUGGUAGUCUCUUCUUCUUCAUUCCUUUGUUUGUCAUCUACAUAUUCAUUGUCAUUGGGAAUCUCAUUGUGUUUUUUGCAGUCAGGAUGGAUAAUCGUCUCCACAAUCCCAUGUAUAAUUUCAUCAGCAUUUUCUCAUUUUUGGAGAUCUGGUACACCACAGCCACCAUCCCAAAGAUGCUCUCAAAUCUCAUUAGUGAGCAAAGGACUAUCUCUGUUAUCGGCUGCCUCUUGCAAAUGUACUUUUUCCAUUCUCUUGGAAAUUCAGAAGGGAUUUUGUUGACCACCAUGGCUCUAGAUAGAUACAUUGCCAUCUGUAAGCCUCUCCACUACCCGACCAUCAUGACCCCUCGGCUCUGUGCUCAGCUCUCUGCAGGCUCUUGUAUUUUUGGCUUUAUUGUGUUGCUCCCAGAGAUUGUAUGGAUUUCCACACUGCCCUUCUGUGGCCCCAACCAAAUCCAUCAGAUCUUCUGUGACUUUGAACCUGUGCUGCGGUUGGCCUGUACAGACACUUCCAUGAUUCUAGUAGAGGAUGUGAUCCAUGCUAUUGCCAUCAUCUUCUCAGUCCUCAUUAUUGCUCUCUCUUAUAUCAGAAUCAUCACUGUGAUCCUGAGGAUUCCCUCCAUUGAGGGUCGGCAAAAGGCCUUUUCCACCUGUGCAGCCCAUCUUGGUGUCUUCCUGAUGUUUUAUGGCAGUGUGUCGCUCAUGUACCUGCGUUUCUCUGCCAGUUUCCCACCAAUUUUAGAUACAGCAAUUGCACUAAUGUUUGCAGUCCUUGCUCCUUUUUUCAACCCUAUCAUUUAUAGCUUGAGAAACAAAGACAUGAAAAUUGCAAUCAGGAAGCUUCUCUGGCCUCAAAAAGUGUUUGGUGCAUCUGCAAGCUAA